CGCUCCUCCUCGGCAAGACGGCAACCAACGCGAGCAAGAGCGUCUUGAUUGACACCGAUCGAGCAAACACACCACUGCUUCUCUGCUCAAAGCCGGAUCGCUCUUCGGCUUCGUUCCACCCAUCAAGCCGACUCGAGACGAUGUAUCCGGCCAAGCCCAGCGAGCCGGCGGCGGCGCCGGUGACCGGGGUCCCCGUGGGCGUCCCCGGCGGCGGCCAGGGCCAGUGGUCGUCGGGUCUCUUGGACUGCUUCGACGACUGCGGGCUGUGCUGCCUGACGUGCUGGUGCCCGUGCAUCACGUUCGGGCGCGUGGCGGAGAUCGUGGACCGCGGCGCGACGUCGUGCGGGACGAGCGGGGCGCUGUACGCGCUGCUGGCCUACCUCACCGGCUGCCAGUGGAUCUACUCCUGCACCUACCGCGCCAAGAUGCGCGCCCAGUUCGGCCUCCCGGAGAACCCCUGCUGCGACUGCUGCGUCCACUUCUGCUGCGAGCCCUGCGCGCUCUGCCAGCAGUACAAGGAGCUCAAGGCACGCGGCUUCGACCCGGACCUCGGCUGGGAGCUCAACGCCCAGAGGGCCAACGCCGCCGCCAUGCCCAUGUACCCGCCCGCCGCACAGGGCAUGGGCCGCUGAGCUACUCAUACAUGGAUCGUCUCGUCUCAUCCGUGCUGAUGAUGCUCCUCAUCAGUCGACGAGUUUAUUUGCUUCUGAUUCGUGCAUGGUGAAUUGUACGUACUGCUGCACUAGCUAUGUGUUUAUUUUUGUGUGUGUGUUUCAUCUCUUGCAUCAGCCAAAAGGAAAUGUGCAUGUAAACAUCAUCAGUACGGAGUGUACGUUUCCUUUUUCUUUUGUUACUGUAUACAUGCAUGCAUAUUUCUUGGUUCUUCCAUGGUUUCGAAUAAAAAGAAAAGAGUGUCGAUUAAGUCAUUCUCUAGGCA
This is a messenger RNA of Panicum virgatum (switchgrass), 937 nucleotides long. RefSeq names its product cell number regulator 10-like. The coding region runs from base 141 to 632 and encodes 163 amino acids. The record is from RefSeq and is a predicted model, not a curated record. The transcript has a single exon. Lineage: Eukaryota; Viridiplantae; Streptophyta; Magnoliopsida; Poales; Poaceae.